UCAGUGAAAUUGAUAGAAUUCAAGCCAAGAACUGUGGCCUCAAUAAAGACGAUGCUGCCUGGUGAACACCAACAAGUUCUGAGUAAUCUGCAGUCUCGUUUUGAAGACUUUCUGGAAGAUAGCCAGGAAUCCCAAAUAUUUUCGGGCUCCGAUAUAACACAACUGGAAAAGGAGGUUAAUGUGUGCAAGCAGUACUAUCAAGAACUUCUGAAGUCUGCAGAAAGAGAGGAGCAGGAGGAGUCGGUCUAUAAUCUCUGCAUCUCUGAAGUUCGAAACAUUAGGCUUCGGUUAGAGAACUGUGAAGAUCGGCUGAUCAGACAGAUCCGAACUCCCCUGGAGAGAGACGAUUUGCACGAAAGUGCGUUCAGAAUCACAGAGCAGGAGAAACUAAAGAAAGAGCUGGAGCGACUUAAAGAUGACUUGGGAGCCAUCACAAAUAAGUGUGAAGAGUUCUUCAGUCAGGCAGCUGCCUCCCCGUCUGUUCCCACCCUGCGGUCUGAGCUCAGCGUGGUCCUUCAGAGCAUGAGUCACGCCUACUCCAUGUCUUCUACCUACAUAGAGAAGUUGAAAACAGUUAAUUUGAUAUUAAAAAAUACUCAAGCUGCAGAAGCACUUGUAAAGCUUUAUGAAACCAAACUGUGUGAAGAAGAAGCGGUCAUCGCUGAUAAGAAUAACAUUGAGAAUCUGAUGAGUACUUUAAAGCAAUGGCGAUCUGAAGUAGAUGAAAAGAGAGAGGUAUUCCACGCACUGGAGGAUGAGCUGCAGAAAGCCAAAACCAUCAGCGAUGAGAUGUUUAAGACAUACAAGGAGCGGGACCUUGAUUUCGACUGGUACAAAGAAAAGGCAGACCAGUUAGUGGAAAGGUGGCACAACCUCCAUGUGCAAAUCGACAGCAGGUUGCGGGACCUGGAGGGCAUUGGGAAAUCACUGAAGUGUUACAGAGACGCCUAUCAGCCUCUAGAUGAUUGGAUCCAGCAGGUUGAAAGCACUCAGAGGAAGAUUCAGGAACAUCAGCCUGAAAACAGUAAAAUGCUUGCUACGCAGUUGAAUCAACAGAAGAUGCUGGUGUCUGAAAUAGAAAUGAAGCAGAGCAAAAUGGAUGAGUGUCAAAAAUAUGCAGAACAUUACUCAGCUACAGUAAAGGACUACGAAUUACAAACAAUGACCUACCGGGCCAUGGUGGAUUCACAACAAAAAUCUCCUGUUAAACGCAGAAGAAUGCAGAGCUCGGCAGAUCUCAUUAUUCAAGAGUUCAUGGACCUCCGGACACGGUACACUGCUCUGGUCACAUUGAUGACACAGUAUAUUAAAUUUGCUGGCGAUUCACUGAAAAGGCUGGAAGAGGAGGAGAUGAAAAGGUGUAAGGAGUCCUCCGAACAGGGGGCCUAUUGCAGUCUGCUUCAGCGCCAGAAGGCAACCAUGAUUGAGAACAGCAAACUUACAGGGAAGAUAAGUGAACUGGAAGGCAUGGUGGCGGAACUAAAGAAACAGAAGUCUCGGGUGGAGGAAGAACUUCCCAAGGUCAAGGAGGCUGCCGAGAAUGAACUGAGAAAGCAGCAGAGAAGCGCGGAAGACAUCGCCCUGCAGAAGCUGAGGGCCGAGAGCGAGGCGAAGCAGUACCGCCGGGAGCUGGAGGCCAUCGGGAGAGAGAAGGAGGCCGCCGAGCGGGAGCUGGACAGGUUGAGGCAGCUCACCUCGGAGGCCGAGGCCAGGCGAGCGGCCGUGGAGGGGAACCUCCUGAGCUUCCGCAGGCAGCUGGAGGAGAACACCUGCACCAGAAGGACUCUGGAAGAUCAUCUGAAGAGGAAAGAGUCGAGUCUCAGCGACCUGGAGCAACAGAAAAACAAGUUAAUGGAAGAAUUAAGAAGAAAGAGGGACAAUGAGGAGGAACUGCUGAGGCUGGUGAAGCAGAUGGAGAAAGACCUUGUGUUUCAAAAACAGGAGGCAGAGAAACAGCUGAAGGAAAAGCAGAGAGUUGAACUGGAAGCCAGAAGAAAAAUCACCGAAAUUCAGUAUUCUUGCAGAGAGAACGCACCGCCACCUGGCACGAUCGCACAGGCCCCGUCAUGCACCACGUCGGGCCUGCAGAGAGAGCGCGACAGGCAGAAAGAGGAGCUCAAGCAGCAGGUGGACAAACUCACUGUGGCCAACAGAAAGGCCGAGAACGACAUGCGACAGCUGAAGUGCGAGCUGCACGCCCUCCAGCUGGAAAAGACCUCGUCCGAGGAAAAGGCCCACCUGCUGAAAGAGAAACUGGACGAAACAAACAGUGCCUUGAGGCGCCUGGCGCUGGAGCUGGAAAGGAAGGACCAGGUGGAGGAAGGCUACGCCCAGCAGCUCCGGGAACUCAGUAGGCAGCUGAACCAGACCACUGGGAAAGCAGAGGAGGUCAUGCAGGAGGCCAACGACCUCAAGAAGGUCAAGCACGCUUACCAGCUAGAAUUAGAGUCUCUCCAUCACGAAAAGGGGAAGCUGCAAAGGGAAGUGGACAGGAUGACCAGAGCCCACGCCAUAGCCGAGAGGGACAUUCAGCGUUUAAACUCCCAAGUUCGCUCUUCCCAGGAUGAGAACGAAUUCUCCAGUGAAAGAGGACGACUCUGCCAGGUGAAAUCAGAUCGUCUCAAAGAGCAGUUCGAGAAAAGCCACGAGCGGUUGCUUCAAAAUAUUAAAGCGGAGAAAGAAAAUAACGAUAAAAUCCAAAAGCUCCAAGAAGAAUUGGGGAAAAGCAGUGAGUGCGCAGAGAUGCUGAAGCAAAAGGUCGAUGCGCUCACGAGGCAGAACACCGAGACCAGAUUAAUGAUGCAGAGAAUUCAGGCAGAAUCCCAGAACGUCGUUUUAGAGAAGCAAGCCAUCCAGCGAAGAUGCGAGGCGCUGAAAAUGCAGGCAGAUGGUUUUAAGGAUCAGUUACGCAACACGAACGAACACCUGCACAAACAGACAAGAACCGAGCAGGACUUCCAUAGAAAAAUUAAAAGCCUCGAGGAAGAUCUGGCCAAAAGUCAACAUUUAGUCAGCGAAUUCAAGCAGAAGUGUGACCGGCAAAACGAGAUAAUCCAGAACACGGAGAAAGAGGUCCGAAGUCUGAAUGCUGAGCUGAACGCUUCCAAAGAGGAGAACCGACGCGGGGAGCAAAAGGCCCAGCUCCAGCAAGCCCAGGUGCAGGAGUUAAGUGACAGGCUGAAGCAGGUACAAGAUGAGCUGCACUUGAAGACCAUAGAAGAGCAGGUGACCCACAGAAAGAUGGUUCUGUUUCAGGAAGAGUCUGACGAAUUCAAGCGCUCAGCAGAGGAGUUUCGGAAAAAGAUGGAGAAGUUAAUGGAGUCCAAGGUCAUCACUGAAAAUGAUAUUUCAGGCAUUAAGCUUGACUUUGUGUCUCUUCAGCAAGAAAACCUCAGAGCUCAAGAGAACGCUAGGCUUUGUGAGACAAACAUUAAGGAAGUAGAGAGACAGCUUCAACGAUACCGAGAGCAAGUGCAGCACGGGCAGCAUGUGGAAGCAAACCACUACCAGAAAUGCCGGAAGCUUGAGGAUGAGCUGAUGGCCCAGAAACGGGACGUUGAAAACCUGAAGCAGAAAAUGGAUCAACAGAUAAAGGAGCACGAACAUCAACUAGUUUUGCUGCAGUGUGAAAUCCAAAAGAAGAGCACAGCCAAAGAUUGCACCUUUAUACCAGAUUUUGAGACGAUAGUGAAGGAGUGUCAGCACCCUGGAGAGCUCCCUUCGAGGAACACCGGGUACCUUCCCCCCACAACCAGGUCUCUGUUGAGGUGGACUCAGGAGCCACAACAGGUGGAGGAGAAAUGGCAGAUACCAAAAGAAGGCCAAAUCCAACCUUCUGGGGCUCCCCUUGAGAACGAGAAAAGUCAGCGGUGUUACUCUGAGUAUUUUUCCCAAAUCAGCACUGAAUUACAGAUAACUUUUGAUGAGACCAGUCCUAUUACAAGGCUGUCAGACAUAGAAAAGAUAAGAGACCAAGCCCUGCAUGGCUCCAGGCCACCUAUCAGGUAUCAAGAUGACAAGCAUGAAAUGGAAUUGGUGAAGCUUUUGACACCCUUAGAGAUAGCUAAGAACAAGCAGUAUGACAUGCAUACAGAAGUCACAACAUUAAGACAAGAAAAGAGCCCCGUUGGCAGUGGUGACGAAUGGAUGUUGGAAGGGUGCAGAGCAUCUGGUGGACUCAAGAGGGGAGAUUGCCUUACGAAAGGCUUAGAAACAGAGACUUUGCAGAACUCUGGCAGCGAUCAUGCGUGCUCUGUGAGGGAUGAUGAGUUUAAAUUCCAAGGGCUCAGGCACACGGUAACAGCUCGGCAGUUGGUGGAAGCUAAGCUUCUGGACAUGAAGACUGUUGAGCAGCUGCGAUGUGGUCUGAAGACUGUAGAAGAAGUUCAGAAAACUCUCGGCAAGUUCUUGACCAAGGCCUCAUCCAUUGCAGGGCUUUAUCUAGAAUCCACAAAAGAGAAGAUUUCAUUUGCUUCAGCAGCCAAGAAAAUCAUAAUAGACAAAAUGAUGGCUGUAGCCUUUUUAGAAGCUCAGGCUGCAACAGGUUUUAUAAUCGAUCCCAUUUCAGGUCAGACAUACUCUGUGGAAGACGCCGUUCUUAAAGGGAUCGUUGACCCUGAAUUCAGAGUUAGGCUCCUUGAGGCAGAGAAGGCAGCCCUGGGCUAUCCGUGUGCCUCUAAGACCCUGUCAGUGUUUCAAGCCAUGGAAAAUAGAAUGUUGGACAGGCAGAAAGGUAAACACAUCUUGGAGGCCCAGAUUGCCAGUGGGGGCGUCAUCGAUCCUGUGAGAGGCAUUCGUGUUCCCCCAGAGAUCGCUGUGCAGCAGGGAUUGCUAAAUAACGCUAUCUUACAAUUUUUGCACGAGCCAUCCAGCAACACCAGAGUCUUCCCCAAUCCCAAUAACAAGCAGGCUCUGUAUUAUGCAGAAUUACUGCGAAUGUGUGUCUUCGAUGUAGAUUGCCAGUGCUUUCUGUUGCCAGUGGGGGAAAGGGACAUUUCCAAUCUCAAUGUAGAGAAAACUCAUAAGAUUUCCGUGGUAGACAUUAAAACAGGAGCAGAACUGACUGCCUACGAAGCUUUCCAGAGAAAUCUAAUUGAGAAAAGUGUUUAUCUUGAACUCUCAGGACAGCAGUAUCAGUGGAAGGAAGCCACAUUUUUUGAAUCCUACGGGCGUCCUUCUUACAUGCUGACAGAUACUAAAACUGGCUUACUUUUCAAUAUUGAUGAGGCCAUAGAGCAGGGCACAAUUGAUAAGGCCUUGGUCACAAAGUAUCAGGAAGGCCUCGUCUCCCUGACAGAGCUUGCUGACUCGCUGCUGAGCCGGUUAGCUCCCAAGAAGGAUUUGCACAGUCCCAUUGCUGGCUCUUGGCUGACCGCUAGUGGGGAAAGGAUCUCCUUGUUAAAGGCUUCCCGUAGAAACCUGGUUGACCGGAUUACUGCCCUUAGAUGCCUUGAAGCCCAAGUCAGUACGGGGGGGAUCAUUGAUCCCCUCACUGGGAAGAAGUACAGGGUGGCCGAGGCUUUGCACAGAGGCCUGGUUGAUGAGGGCUUUGCCCAGCAGCUGCGGCAGUGUGAAUUAGUCAUCUCAGGAAUCAGCCAUCCCGGCACGAGCAAAACCAUGUCGGUGGCGGAAGCUGUGAGUGCGAACAUCAUUAGCAAGGAGAUGGGAAUGCGGUGUCUGGAAUUUCAGCACUUGACAGGGGGCUUGAUAGAGCCACAGGCUCACUCCCGCCUGUCCAUAGAAGAGGCUCUCCAAGUAGGUAUCAUAGAUGUCCUCAUAGCUACCAGACUCAAAGACCAAAAGUCCUAUGUCAGAAAUAUAAUAUGUCCCCAGACCAAAAGAAAGUUGACUUACAAGGAGGCCUUAGAAAAAGCUGAUUUUGAUUUCCACACGGGACUUAAACUGUUAGAGGUGUCUGAGCCCUUGAUGACAGGAAUUUCUAGCCUUUACUAUUCUUCCUAAAGGGACAUGCUACCUAGCUUCAUGCAGGGGACAGUGCUGGCUGGCUUGUGGCUUCUGCUUAGAGCCGAUGGUGUUGACUAAACAUGUAGACCAGGAAUCGUGUCACCAGCUCCAAGCCCUGAAAAUAACAAAAGAUUUACAAUGGUUCCAUUUAGCUUUGAGAGUGGGUUUUUGAACCUUACCCACAUGAAAACAAGCAUGCUACCUAGAAUAUGGGAUAAGCCUGAACUUCCACCACGUUCACAGCAUCAUGUCCUCUCAUGGGAUAGAUCCACCCCCAUUUAGUAAAUGACACUUUGUGCUCCUGAAAGCGCUCUUCACGAAGCACCGUGGAAUCAAAGAGAAAGAAGUGGAUCUGUUCCCACACCCACAAGGCUUCAGCGUUGGAGACUGCUUCGGAAACAAAAAGUUUUGAGUUUUCCUGUGUGUGGUAACCGUCUUUGCAGUUUAAGAUGUUUACCAUAAUCUCUCAUUUUUUAGCUGAGACUUUGGAAUUAAAAGCUAAUGUUCUGAUUGUACUGUGUGUUGGGGGGGUACUUCCUCAUUCUGUGCAUUUUUCAUCUGUGUGCAGAUACUCUGUUCUUUUCAGCUUUCCAUUGUCUCCCGCUUCUCUGUCAGGUCAGGUCAAGCAGCAUCAUAAGCUAAUGCAAAGGCAACUCUUCAAACACCUUUUGUGCCUCACGAAUAAAGGUGUAGCAUUUCCUUGUCAAAUCAAUGGGACAGCUGGGAGGUUAAGCCAGUGAUUAAAGAACUUUUGUCACAGCUUUCUUUGCUACCGUACACAUAUGGAAGUUCCCCUGUCACAUGGCAGGGUGAACGUGGUUAAGCAAGUGAAUAAAAUAUCUCAGUAACCUUGGGUUCUUGUUUUCAGUGGGGAUGUUAGUUCAGUAGCUCAGUCAUUUACUGGAAUGUAUCUUUUUUUUAA
Castor canadensis (American beaver) is the source of this 6886-nucleotide messenger RNA. Lineage: Eukaryota; Metazoa; Chordata; Mammalia; Rodentia; Castoridae. The record is from RefSeq and is a predicted model, not a curated record.